Scleropages formosus (Asian bonytongue) is the source of this 508-nucleotide messenger RNA. RefSeq names its product ATP synthase, H+ transporting, mitochondrial F0 complex, subunit g (gene atp5mg). Gene Ontology annotation, biological process: proton motive force-driven ATP synthesis. The coding region runs from base 4 to 402 and encodes 132 amino acids. The transcript has 3 exons. Gene Ontology annotation, molecular function: proton transmembrane transporter activity. The record is from RefSeq and is a predicted model, not a curated record. NCBI's taxonomy places the organism in Eukaryota, Metazoa, Chordata, Actinopteri, Osteoglossiformes, Osteoglossidae.
CAUAUGGUCCUUCUUCGUGGAGGUGACAUUCAGUGGGCUGCAGCCGGGAAAGGCAAGCGAAGUGAGGAAAAUAGAUACAAGCGAAAAGUCAUGGCACAGACGGUACAGAAAAUGGUGGCUAAGGUGCCACAAAUGAUAAGUGCUACAGUAACUUAUUCCAGACCAAGGCUAGCCACAUUUUGGCAUUAUGCUCGUGUUGAACUGGUACCUCCUUCACCAGCUGAGAUUCCCCAGGCCAUCGAAAGCGUCAAGGGGCUUGUCAAGAGCUUCCAGUCAGGCCGUCUUCGUCAGAUUACCGUUAGAGAUGCCAUGAGAAAUGGCCUGGUGGCAACAGAAGUGCUGAUGUGGUUUUACAUUGGAGAAAUCAUUGGGAAAGGAGGCAUCGUUGGAUACAAUGUUUAAACCUUGGACUUAUAUUGUGUUGGCUGUUGUCUUCUUUUUUGUCACUUUCACCCCUGUUCCAGAUAAUUUGGGGAUCCAAUAAAUACAUGGAUAUUGUUAAACAAUG